This is a messenger RNA of Fibroporia radiculosa, 498 nucleotides long. RefSeq lists its product as uncharacterized. The transcript is spliced from 4 exons. Gene Ontology annotation, molecular function: metal ion binding; D-ribulose-phosphate 3-epimerase activity. Gene Ontology annotation, biological process: pentose-phosphate shunt, non-oxidative branch; carbohydrate metabolic process. NCBI's taxonomy places the organism in Eukaryota, Fungi, Basidiomycota, Agaricomycetes, Polyporales, Fibroporiaceae. The record is from RefSeq and is a predicted model, not a curated record. Gene Ontology annotation, cellular component: cytosol. The coding region runs from base 1 to 498 and encodes 165 amino acids.
AUGCCUCGAGCCAUUAUUUCGCCUUCUGUUCUCGCCUCCGACUUCGGCCAGCUCACUGCGGAAUGCAAGCGCAUGAUCAAGGGCGGUGCUGAAUGGCUACAUAUGGCGGAUCCGCUCUCGCUCAUCCAUGCUAUCCACGAGCGCAAAAUGAAAGCAGGCGUCGCCAUCUCGCCUGAUACGCCCUCGACUGCGAUCACUGACGAAGUGGGUGAGGCAGCUGACAUGCUGCUUGUAAUGACAGUAUACCCUGGUCGUGGCGGCCAGAAAUUCCUCGAGCGCUGUGUCCCCAAGGUCGCCGAACUUAGAGUGCGCUUUCCUGACAAAGAUAUUGAGGUCGAUGGCGGUGUUGGCCCCAAGACUGUAGACGUAUGUGCGGAAGCAGGGAGCAAUGUCAUUGUUGCGGGAACGGCCAUUUUUAAUGCCCCCGAACCUGAGCAGGUGAUUGCACUACUGAAGAGAACUGUCAACGAUGCGCAGGCAAAAAUUUCAUCUAAGUGA